AUGGAAACUCUCACCAGCUGCAAGACUGCCUCCCUCUCUGAGCUGGUGCCCAAGGGUUACCUGACUCAGAUCUUCCAAAGCUGCCCUGAGGUAGAAGGCCUGGCUGGGGAGGUGGAGCCGGAGGAUUCUGAGCAGUAUGACUUGAGUUCCAGGGAUGAGAGUGGUCAAAACAAGAAGAAAAACAAAGUCAACAAGAUCUGGAAUUUUGUGAGUCGCAGAAAAGGGCCUUCCUGUCAGGGGAAGCGACCCCAGUCCAUGAUUUUAUUGGGAGACACCUCUAAGUCAUCAGAGUUGAAACCUAAAGUCACGUUAAUGGAUCGGAUGAAAUCUUUCAAGAGGUUGAAGACUUCCAUUGGGGCCUCUAAGAAUACUGCUCCUAGGAGCAGCAAGCCCCAGGAACCCCAGGAGUUCUCAAGUAAUUACCACGUGAGGAAGGCUGAGCAGACCCCAAAGCCCUUCCGCCAUUCUUAUGCAGGCCACAUUGAGGUCCUGGAGCCCUUCCUUCCAGAGGCACAGAGGCUUGUGCACACCCCCAAUAGGGAAAAUCAGAAAGAGUGGACCUUCAAAGACUCUGGUAUUCAAGUGGAGGAAGGACCUUGUGAGAAAGAGGCCCCUGGGCAGCCUGGUGGCAGAGGCGGCAAGUGGGCUAGGAGCUAUCUGAAAAACAUGUUCCCUGGGGACCCUGAGGCUCUACAAAUAUCAGCCAGAAACUCCAGAAUUCAGGAACUCAAGGUCAUCAUUGAGGGCUCCAACUUGGAAGGGAACGUGGAAGAAGGCUAUGAGGAAAGUCCUGGGCACCUGCGCCGAGACAAGGCUACAUCUUUUGGUGGUGUUGUUAAGUUUUUCAGCAACAUGGCCGAGGUGGCCCGCAAGUGGCGGGCAUUCUCCCGAGAAGAGCCCCAGAUGGGCUGCCAACGCCGCUGCCACCCACGCCGCGAGGCCUACUUGGUCCGGGACACCCAAGGCUUCAUUCUGAAGGGUGCUGUUUCCCAGGACUACUCCCAGGUAAACUUGCCCUUCAGGCCCCCUGAGGUUGCACUGUGUGGCAGUGCCAUUGGGAGGCACCAGCACUGCCACCUCAAUGCCUCACAGGCCUCAUGCACCUUUCAGAUGAGCAUUGAAGGAAAGAAGAUGUUGGGCCAAGCCUUGGAAGAUCACUGUUCUACUGCUGCCUUGGCCUGGAUGUCAACCUCCACUGCCUUUGAAUUCCAGAAUGAUCCCACCCCACAGAAAGGCUACAGUUGCCACUACAAUGCUGCCUUCACCAGGGAGCACUGCUCCUCUGAAGAGCUUGAAGAAGAUACUGAGACUGUAGUCAACUUCCUCAAGGAAGAUGACAGUGCUGGAGGGUCCCCUGAGCUCGGCACCUGCUCCAGGAGGGCUGUCACUCAAGCUGUUGUGGAGAAGCUAGAGGAGAACCUCAGCAAGAUGGAAGAGCAAGAAGCCAGCAGGGGGCCCACAGGGUCCAGUCAGGCAGGACAGCCCCACAAGUCUGAUUUGGAUAUGGAUGCAGCAGAUACAGAGAGUGAAGCCAGCAAGGCCUGCACUGGAGUUUCCAAUACUCAGGCUUUCUUACCCCCAGCUGAACCAUCACCAAAAACUCUACCCCUCAAAGUCCUCCUGGCAAAAUGCCAAUCUCUGCCUAUCUCAUGGAGUGAUCCUUUGGAGUUGGAUCAAAUGUACUGGAGGAGACGCAGGAAGCUUUGCACAGGUAACUUGGACCAUGGCUUCAAGACACUAGAAAGCUGCAAGAACAUUGGUGGACACUGGAAGCCCCAGGGACCAGGAAACAAGCAAGUCAAUGAAGUAAGAACUCUUUCUUAG
Molecule: messenger RNA, 1824 nt
Organism: Myotis brandtii (Brandt's bat)
Lineage: Eukaryota; Metazoa; Chordata; Mammalia; Chiroptera; Vespertilionidae
Exons: 3
Coding region: 1-1824 (607 amino acids)
Source: RefSeq, a predicted model, not a curated record